AUGGCGCCUCCAAACGCAUUGGCCUCUUUCAAAAAGAAAGAUGGCAGUCUGUCUUUGAUCGACAAUGAUACGACAUUAGCCUGGACCCCGAAUGAGGCUGGUGCCUCGGGACUGAAGAUUGCGGUGUCCAGUAUUACGAAUCUGCAGCAAACUCCAGUUUCAAACCCAAAAGUUAUGCUCAAAGUCUUUGCUGUCCCCGCAAAUUCUCCUCCAAACAGUGAUAGCACAGCAUACACCUUUCUUUUCACUGCUGCUACCGACGCGCGCACCCAGGCCGAUUCUUUCAAAGAGGUUCUCAGUACUCGCUUGAACAUGGAGAAAGCCAACACACCGUCACAGACCUCAACCCCGGUACCCGGAGCAACAGGAGCACCGUCGGCAAUGGCAAUUGCCAGUGCCGUUUCCUCGGCAGCCUCAGCUAAGAAACCAUGGGAGGAUGAUAAUCGACUAAAGUCCGACGUCAAGCUGCAGCAGGCCCUUCUGAAAAUCCACCCAGAGUUACAGCGGAUGUUUACGGAAGCCCUUCGCACCAAGCCGGACUCACUUACUGCCGCUCAAUUCAUGUCCCAGUUCUGGUCUACUCGGUUGCACCUCCUACGAGCUUAUGCCAUUGAACAGGGGCAAAAGCGCGGCUCUUACAACGUUCUCUCGUCGCUCAAGCCCCGUGUGGAGGAUAAUGUGACUCGGCUCAAUAUCAGUCAGGAACAGAUCCAGCUCAUUUUCACACAACACCCGCUUGUCAAGACUGUGUACGAUGAGAAUGUGCCUAAGCUGAGUGAGCAGCAAUUCUGGUCACGCUUCUUCCAGAGUCGACUCUUCAAAAAGUUACGUGGAGAGCGCAUUACAGAUGCAGAUGCUACCGAUGCAAUUCUGGACAAGUACCUUCGAGAGGAACCUGCUUACGAAGUACGGGAUUUCCAUGUCCCUAACUUUCUGAAUCUUGCGGGUAAUGAGGAUGAUAACAGUCAACGCCGCGGAAACCGACCUGAUGUGGAUAUGCGUCCAUCCAGCAUAGAAAAAGUACCUAUCAUCCGAACCUUGAACAGCCUGAGCGAGAAAAUUAUGGCCACCGUGUCCCGGGCAGACGGUGAAAAGACUGGUACUGGUGGAAUGGACGAUGAAGCCUGGGCACAAUUACAACUCCGAGAUCUUCGCGGGGACGAAGAACCGUCUCACAUUAAACUCAAUAUUCGCGACCAGAGUCAGUUCUUUUCAGGAGCCAAGGAUGAAGACGAGAGUGCAGCUCUAGCGAAAGAGGAUCCCGAAGAAGUCUUACGGAGUCUGCGCGCAGACGUGGCGCAGAACCUUCCAUCUGACGGAACAACACAACUUCAACGACUGAUCCAGUUUGAUGAUGACGGAGAUGAAGAGAUGAAAGAUGCACCAGCUAGUCAGCGUCCCGUCGACUCAUCCACAGCUUUCCGCGUCGCAUUUAACCAAAUCCGCGACGUGGUACGUGAGCAACGCGACCAAAUGGAGCAGCAUGAAACCACAUCCGAGACCUUCGGCCUCUCACCCGACCUGUACGACCGUGUCCUGCUAACACACUCAACUGCCGGCGAGUUCAUCCGCCAAUGGUGGCGAGCAUUCCUAUCAGGAGAUCCCAAUCGUGCCGGCGAAGUCAAAUCCCUAACCGAAUCUCUCCAGCGCUCUAAGGAGCGAAUCAAAGCCAUUGCAGAUGACGCUGAUGCGGAACGACAAGUUGAAAUUGAUCGUCUGAAGCAACACGCUCGAGAUGUUUACGAACGUACGGGUCGUAAGUUACGGAUGAAUCUGGAUAUUGAGGGUGGUGCAGCGGCUGUGAAUCAACUGCUUUCGCCUACACUGAAUGCUUUGGAUAUCGCGAUGAAGAAGUAUGAGGUUGCUUUGGCUGAAGAGAUGAAGGAAAUGGCUGCUCAGGGUUUACCUGUUUAG
Messenger RNA from Penicillium malachiteum, 1914 nucleotides. RefSeq names its product TFIIH subunit TFB1 family protein. The record is from RefSeq and is a predicted model, not a curated record. Gene Ontology annotation, cellular component: transcription factor TFIIH holo complex; transcription factor TFIIH core complex. NCBI's taxonomy places the organism in Eukaryota, Fungi, Ascomycota, Eurotiomycetes, Eurotiales, Aspergillaceae. Gene Ontology annotation, biological process: transcription by RNA polymerase II; transcription by RNA polymerase I; nucleotide-excision repair. The coding region runs from base 1 to 1914 and encodes 637 amino acids. The transcript is spliced from 2 exons.